AUGCAGGUUUUGGAUGUAGUGAAGAAUAUAGACAUCAUGAAGCUUUCAUCUGCAGAAUCUAUUGCAGUUAUAUUCCAAUCAUUAGGCAGGCUCCAGCUGGAAUCUGUUGCAAAAGAUAUCCUUUUGGAUUUCAGAUCGUGUGAAGGAUCAAGUAUUAUCUUCCUCGAUAAAUUUGUGCCAUGUAAGGUUAAGGAUUUUAAUGAUGAAUUCUUACGUAAUGCAGAUCAGGAUGCAGAUAAUAUUUCAAACUUCAUUGCUAGUUAUGCUGUUAGCAUUCCAAAUUCAGCGGUUGAGGAUAUCAUCCCAAAGGUCAAUGCUAUGCAUGAAUUACUGGGAGUGUUGCCUUCAUCCGCAUCAUAUGAAAAGCUCAUUUUGCAUUGCUGUGGUUUAGACAAGAGAGAAAGUGAGAUUGCAAGGAGAAAUUAUUUCUUGGAGACUACCAGAGCAAGUGUGAGAGUGGUUCUGCAGGAACUGGGUCAGACAGACUAUGACCCCCACAAUAACUUGGAUGAGCAUUGGGUGGUCACCGCUCUGGAUAUUGUUGAAACAAUGUGUGAUGCUGGCUUUAACUUGUCAACUCAAUUGUUACAAUUAAUAUUACAGACGUGUGAGAAGUCUCAUGAAUAUAAUUUGAUUGAUGAUUUAAGAAUUGAAUUUGCAUGUGCAUACAAGAUAAUUGAUGACUUAGAGGAGAUGAGUUUCAAACCUACGACAAACAUGUACAAUGCUAUAAUGGCGGGAUAUUAUCGGGAGAAGAACAUCAGUGGUGGGCUGAGAGUCCUCAAGUACAUGCAAGGUGCCAAUGUAAAACCUGAUUCUCAGACUUUCUCCUAUUUGAUUAACAAUUGUGAAACGGAAGAGGAUAUUAUCAAGAUAGGUUGGCAGAAUCAAUGGAGGUGGUGCAAUGUUGCUUUGGUGACCAGGAGAUGGCUUGUGGACAACACAUGCCUAGUUGAGCCAUACAAAGAAGCUGCACGUGGAACAAUGACCACUUUUUAUUUUGAAGAAAUGAACCAAUCUGGAGUCCCACCAACAAAACAAAUUUUUAUGGCCCUUAUUGAUUCGUAUGCAGAUUGUGGAAAAUUGGAGAAGGCAAAACAGGUAGUUUUGGAUCCAAAAAUACCAAACCAGAGCUUAAAUGAAAUCAAGAGUGUUCUUGUCUCAGCUCUUGCAUCACAUGGGCAAUUGUCCGAGGCUCUUCUUGUCUAUGAACAGAUUAAGAAAUGUGGACAUAAUUUGGAGCCAAAAGCCGCAAUAGUUCUGAUUGAAGUGUUGGCUCAACACAAUGAGGAGGUAGAUAGACUGCUACUUCUACUAAAGGAAGUGAGUGAUCUAGACUAUUGGGUUGAUGGCUGCUUCAAGGUCAUCAAGUACUGUACAUGGAACAACAAUAUAAGUUCUGCUAUUCUUUUGUUCAAACAACUAAAGGAUAAGUUUGAAAAUGAUGAAAUGGUAAUGGAAGGCCUUUUUGACACGGUAUUUUAUGAAAUUGCAACAUCUGAGUCCACUCAUUUACAGAUUGGCCUGGACUUGCUUCGGACAAUCAAGGAUGAGCUUGGCCUUAUGCCGUCACGGCAAUGUCUUGAUUUUCUUCUAAGUGCUUGUGUCAAUGCCGGAUAUUUGAACAGUGCCCGCAUGAUCUGGGGAGAGUACGAGAUUGCUGGGUUUCCUUACAAUGUAUUAAGUUACUUGCGAAUGUAUCAGGCACUUUUGGCAGCAGGAGAUGCUAGAUCUGCUUACCAUAUGCUUAAGAAAAUUCCACGAGACGAUGCCGAGGUUCGUUCUAUCAUCAUAGCAUGUCAAGAAACAUAUGGUGGUGUUGGUUAUGUAGUAAAGAAGAAAAAGCGAGUUAAAAGGAAAGAAAGAAAAGAGCAUGACCAGAAUACUAAUUCCAGUGAUACGUGA
This is a messenger RNA of Sphenostylis stenocarpa, 1905 nucleotides long. The record is from the annotation of a GenBank genome assembly. Lineage: Eukaryota; Viridiplantae; Streptophyta; Magnoliopsida; Fabales; Fabaceae.